Messenger RNA from Oncorhynchus masou masou (cherry salmon), 3247 nucleotides. Its product is annotated as regulatory factor X-associated protein-like. The transcript has 3 exons. Bases 438 to 1100 code for a protein of 220 amino acids. Gene Ontology annotation, cellular component: nucleus. Gene Ontology annotation, biological process: regulation of transcription by RNA polymerase II. NCBI's taxonomy places the organism in Eukaryota, Metazoa, Chordata, Actinopteri, Salmoniformes, Salmonidae. The record is from RefSeq and is a predicted model, not a curated record.
AGGGUUUAGUUUCUCCCUGUCUCCUGCGACCCACACUCCAGUACAGUAGUCGGCGGUAACGCACCAUCAUUUUGGUUGUCAACCGCAGAUAAACCCCACCGGAGAAGAAGAAGAGACUCCGCCUUGUCUUCGUUUAUUUUUGUUGUGAGGAUGUUUGUCGUCUAGCAAGCAUUUCUGGUAUUUAUAAAUACAAUUAUGUGAUUGACUAUUUUAGAGCAGCUAACAGUCAGGUAUAACAUUAUUCUGUUUUUCCAGAUAAUUUAACGUGGUCCAUCACUUAUUGCCCGAACUCACUCAGAUCUACUUAGGUGAAGGAGACGGAAUGAACAUGUCAAGCUCACCAGCAUGGUAACUACCUAAAGUCCAUUUUUUACUAGCCAGCUAACGUUAAACUCACAAUUUACUAGUAAUAAUAUUUUUUUUUUUUUAUCCCAAUCAUGAGUGAAGAGGAGAGUAACACGUCAGCGGGUUACAACAAUAAGGACUCGAGCAUUAUUCUCACCAAAGACGGACAGACGUACUACGUUGACAAGAGCGGUGUUGUCGACAGUAGAAAUGUAGUCACACGUCAAGAGUCGGACCAUAACAUGUUCUCCUACGAUAUGGAUGGUACCGAAGAGGAGAGCGAUGUUUUGGACACGUCGGACCCGCGGGAUAACGCUGCGAGUCCCGAAGAACUCAACGACGACGACGAUGAUGAAGAAGGCUACGGGGAUAGCGAUAACAUUUCAAAGACUUGUACAUACGACGGGUGCACGGAAACUACGACCCAAGUAGCCAAGCAGCGGAAGCCGUGGAUGUGUAAAAAACACCGCAACAAGAUGUACAAAGACAAAUACAAGAGGAAGAAGAGCGACCAGGCGAUGUCCACUAGCAAACCAGAUGAGAGCUUGGAGGAGAGGCCUGUAUCUGUGAACAAGCAGCGUCUUGGUACCGUGGGGGACCGGCCGGCCAGACCCUCCCUCAUCGAACAGGUGCUCAACCAGAAGAGACUGUCUCUGCUGAGGAGUCCUGAGGUGAUCAUGUUUUUACAGCAGCAGCAGCGUCUCCUGGCCACCCAGAGCCUCAGCCAAUCACAGCCUCACUUCCAGGGCUGCUAACGGCAACAGCGGGAGGAGCCAGCUUCUCUGGGUGUUCUGGAACUAUUUCCCUGAUUCCAUCUAUGAUUCUGACAGGAGAAGGACCAUAGAGAUCCUAUUCAAUUCCUAAUUCUGUGAGAAGGAUUGACUCAUUAGAAAUAGAAUACUAGAAUGGACCUUCUUAUGAUGAGAUACAGAUCAGCCAUGUUGGUCAGGGAGUGUUGUGAUAAGAUGUUGUGUAAAACAAUGACUUUGAAGAAUGUAUCUGCACUGUAUGUUUGUUAGCCAGCACGUUUUAGAGGAAUGAUUAAAUACAUGUUUUUAAUGAACUACCCAAAAUGCCCAACAUUAUAUUCAAACAAUGCAGUCAAUCUACAGCCAGACACUGUCUGAAAUCAGUCCAGGAUAGGAUUUAGACAAGUUGUAAAUGCAACAAGUACUGAAAUUCACUCACAACUUUCCAAUAUAUAUUUUUUGUGACAUUUAUGGUCUGUUGAAAUAUAUUUUAGAGGUUGUUUUAUACAGAACAUGUGUAUACAAACAUCAGUAUAAACUGUAUUUAUAACUAUAUGACAAUAGUUGAUGUUGAUUCAAUUACACAACUUGUGAUAUAUCACAUCUUUUAUUUUCCUACAUAAGUAAAAAAUCAGGAAAUGUGUCACCUAUGCCUCUACUGCUAUUCAUUCCAAUUAGACUUGUUUUGUAUUUGUCCCUGACCAAAAUGGCUGCCAUUUCAUUCUAUUCUGGAACCUUGAGGGAUUAUGACAUAGCCCCUCUAGUAAUUGAAUAGGAUCUCCGUGGUCCUUAGAAACUGUACUAUUAUCAUCAAUGACCGAGCUUCCAUGAUCAAUCAAUAAAUAAUUUAUACCAUACAUGAACCUGUUAGUGCCAACAACAUGAACACGUUUCACUCUUAUCAGCUAAAAAACACACAUCUGUAUUGUAUUGUCAUCUAUGUUCUCGUGUUGUUAGCUAUUAAGUUAUUUCAAGAGGACCGGCCUUGGCUUCUUGCUCAAAUCUAUUACAUUUUAAAACCAGACCCAACAUAUACUAAAAGUCAAUCAUAUAAUUUGAUUAACUUCUGCUGAUAACUUGGCAGCAAAUACUAGUGUGGUUGCUAAAAUGGCUAAUUUAUCAAGUCUGAAUUCACUAUCAGUUUGUUUGUUUUUUUACGUGACAAUCAUGCUUCUUGGCGUGCGGUGACGUGUGUGUGUGUUCAUGCACACCAUAGCAUGGUUUCUAGAAGGCACUAAUGCUCGAGAGUUACUGUGUCGUUGUGUUAUCGCCAGAUAGCGUGGCGAUUUCGCCUUGAGAGACGAGGACUCCACCUGACCUCAUUGCUACCGUGUGUUUUUAACUCUACAAUCUGUUGUGAUGUGUGUAUUCUGUAUCUUGGGGUAGGAGUUGUACCACAGACCUAAGAUCUGAUUACCAAUCUAUAAUACUAAUAUUGAUCAUUUAAGCCAUGAUAUACCAGGGGUCGGGCUGAUUAAUUACAAUUCUCUUCAAUACUUUUCAAUGAGGAAAGUUUGGAAUUUAAAUUAGGUUUACUUUAUGAAUUGACUGGAAUUGACCCCAACCCUGAUGUAUACAAUUAGUAUUAUGGAUAGGUAAUUGGCUGGAAUUGACCCCAACCCUGAUGUAUACCCUUAGUAUUAUGGAUAGGUAAUUGGCUGGAAUUGACCCCAACCCUGAUGACAACAAAAUUGUCAUCCUGCCUUGUUGAAUCAAAUUGGCGAGGCUGCCCAUGUGUGCAUGUUUUUGUGCUACACGACUAAAUAUUAUUCUGCCUUCUUCAGUAGGAUAUGAGAUGAGGCUUUAGGGGACAGAAACAUAUCUGCCCUUGGAAUCAGUGGUUAUUCAACCUACUAGUCAUCUAUAGGUAACCCUGUUCCUGGAGGUACUGCAGGAUUUUGUCCAAACUAGGCUCAACACCUGACCAACUGAGCUAAUUGAUCAGUUCAGUGAUUGCCUUUAAUUCAACACACCUGGUCUUCCAGGUUGGUUAAAUCAUGAACAUGAAGGGCCUGUGGUACCCCAGGAACCAGGGUUGCCUGGUUAACCUGAUACAUCUGCUAUUUCCCCUGUGAACAUUCGAAAGAGAAUAAUGAUGAGCGUGAUGGUCCUCCUCAGGCUGUGUCUAUGAAAUCCAUUAAACAAGCUGUUUG